UACGACCACCUUCGCGACCAUCCAUAAUGUUUGCUCACUAUGAAUACCACCUCCAUAUUGUUCAUGGACCCCUCGGUCUACUUCCUUCUGUUCUUGCUCGAGUCUACUUUCUACUUCCUUCAAUUUGUCUCGUCGUUCGUUCUAUGCUCUGUCUUGUCUGACACCUCUUCGCCUGUGGCUUUCAUUCCUUUGCUGUUCCACCACGCGUAGCACGAGAGAGAGCCACCAUGACUGUCCUCGAGCGUUUUGCAGAUUCGCUCAAUCAUGCCGUCGCUCAAAGCCCGGUUGGGUACUACUUUCAUCUCGAGGGCUCUGCUCACGUAUGUGUGCUGCGUCAACACGUCCAUCUCACUCAGCUCUAACCCUGCCCUGACAGCCACACUCGUUUGCGGGUUCAAAGUUUACGACUGAGCUUCGUGCUGGCCUCACGACGUUCUUCACAAUGGCAUACAUCAUCUCAGUCAAUGUAAGCAGUCACUUGUAGCUAAGUGUCCAAGCCCUCCCUGACCGGACAACAGGCCGCCAUCAUCUCAGGCACAGGAGGGACCUGCGAGUGUGCCCACACCUCUCAAGACCCGCUAUGCAAAGAAGACACCGAAUACCAACUCUG
This is a messenger RNA of Pseudovirgaria hyperparasitica, 610 nucleotides long. RefSeq lists its product as uncharacterized. The record is from RefSeq and is a predicted model, not a curated record. NCBI's taxonomy places the organism in Eukaryota, Fungi, Ascomycota, Dothideomycetes, Acrospermales, Acrospermaceae. Bases 40 to 210 code for a protein of 56 amino acids. The transcript has a single exon.